AUGACAGGAACAGUCUAUUUCACCUGAGACAGGCACUGUUCAGUCAUACAAAAUGGCAGUAAUCGCUCACGGGCAAGUCAAAUUCAAAGACAUAUUGUUAAUAUAUUUCUACAUCAUGGUUAUUAUACAAUUUGUUCAUCUUUAUAUAUUGUAGUUUUUUUUUAAAUGACAAUAAGCUCCUGCUUCGUGUUAUUUGGUAUGAAACCCAUUGCCCAUACUUUUCUUAACAUUGCUAUUAUGAUUAGGCUGAUGCUACAUCAUUUGAGUCCCCUGGAAUUCCUUAAUAGCAUACCUGCUGACCAAAGCAACACAAUAGAAGGAGAUGAAUGAUUUAAAGACACCGUGAUGAGUUAUUCGUAGCCCCACUAAGGCCAGAGGGCUAUCCUACGAAGCACUAGAUCUCCUCAGGAUUGUCUGAAGCCAAUCAGCUAUACAUUAAUUCCAGCUCAGUUUGGUUAACUCAUCCGUACAACAAACGGUGGAUAUUGCUCGCCCGCCUGCGGCUAACUAACUCUAGCAGGCGUGUAACUACGCCUAACGAAAAGGCGGCUACAACUUCCACUCGGUUGAACUCGUUGCAUUUCACCCAGAGGAAGUCCGUCUUGUGUAGUGUAUAUCCACUAGGGGGAUAUUUCUGCAACAUCUUGCUAAAUUCGUUGUGGCCAAAGGAUUUUCUACAAUUUCAACAUUAGCAAAGCUAGCAGCACAGUCACAUUGGCUAGCUAGCAACAUGACAUCGUUAACAUUCUGACGGCAGUGGAAACGCAAUUCGAGCUAGAAUACCAAAACCAGCCCGGGUUGACUCCAGAGUACCAGGCUGUAGAUAUUGCUGUUUUUUCCCCCCUUGUCGGAUUCGAACAGAGGGGUCAGUGCUCUAAAAUGAGUCUCUCAGGGGAACUUGACACGGAAGCUAACAGGUUCUGCAGACAGUGCAUCACCAGAUACUGGGAGCAGCCUGCUCCUUCAGGACACUAUGGCUGUCCUCGGUGUAGAAAGAGGUUCAGGACACGUCCAGUUCUACUGCAACCGGCUAAACCCAACGAUGACGCGAGAGGCUCUGAAAACAUGGAUGUCAGCCUGCAGAGAGCUAUAGUAAACCAUAAAGCUGGUCUGAAAAGGAGGUAUGAAUGUGUGAUAGAAGGCCUGGUAAAAGCAGGGAGUCAAGCCCCCCUCAACAGGAUUUACACAGAGCUGUACAUCACAGAGGGAGAGAGUGAAGGGGUUAACGAUGAACAUGAGGUGUGGCAGCUAGAGACAGCAUGCAGGACGACAACCUCACAUGACACAGCAAUCCACUGCAAUGACAUCUUUAAACCCUUACCUGGCCAAGAGAGAAGCAUCAGAACUGUGCUGACCAAGGGCAUCGCUGGCAUCGGGAAAACAGUCUCUGUGCAGACGUUCAUCCUAGACUGGGCUGAAGGGAAGGCAAACCAAGAUGUAGAUAUCAUAUUUGUGCUUCCUUUCCGGGAGCUGAACUUGAUCAAAGAUCUCCAGUACAGUCUUCUGAGACUUCUCCAUGACUUCCACCCAGGACUAGACAUGGGCAAUGCAGAGAAACUCACUGCCUGUAAAGCUAUGUUCAUCUUUGAUGGUUUGGAUGAAAGCAGAAUUCCGUUGGAUUUUCAGUGCAACAAAAUGAUGUCUGAUGUCACACAGACAUCGUCUAUAGAUGUUCUGCUGACAAACCUCAUCAAGGGGAAUCUGCUUCCCUCUGCUCUCCUCUGGAUAACCUCACGACCAGCAGCAAGCGAUCAGAUCCCCCCUGAGUGUGUCGACCAGGUGACAGAGGUACGAGGGUUCAACGACCCACAGAAGGAGGAGUACUUCAGGAAGAGAUUCAGUGAUGAUGAGGACCUGGCCAACAGAAUCAUCUCACACAUAAAGACAUCAAGGAGCCUCCACGUCAUGUGUCACAUGCCAGUUUUCUGUUGGAUUUCUGCAAUAGUCCUUGAACACAUGUCGAGUACAGACGAGAGACGAGAGAUGCCCACGACCCUGACUGAGACGUUCACACACUUCGUGCUCCUUCACAGCAGCCUGAAGAACCAGAAGUAUCAUGGAAAAGAGGAAAUGGAUCAACAGGAGCUCAUGGACUCGGAUAAGGAAGUUCUUCUGAAGCUGGGGAAGCUGGCAUUUGAACAUCUGGGAAAAGGAAAUGUCAUGUUCUAUGAAGAAGACCUGAAUGAGUGUGGCAUUGAUGUCAGGGAAGCCUCAGUGUACUCAGGCGUGUGCACACAAAUCUUUAAAGAAGAGUCUGUGUUAUUCCAGAGAGUGGUGUACUGCUUUGUUCAUCUGAGCGUUCAGGAGUUUCUCUCUGCUGUCUACGUGUACCAUUGUUACACAACCAAGAACAUGGAUGACCUGAAGCCCUUCCUCCAGGCGACUAGAGCCACGUCUGAAGAGCUAACCUUACACGAGCUGCUGAAGAGGACCGCGAAUAAAGCCCUGGAGAGUAAGACUGGACAUCUGGACCUUGUGGUCCGCUUCCUUCAUGGCAUGUCACUGGAGUCCAAUCAGAAGCUCCUACGAGGUCUGGUGACACAGACAGGAAGCAGUCCAGAGAGCGUCAAGAAAACAAUCCGAUCCCUGAAGAUGAUGCAGAGUAGCGACAUGUCCCCCGAGAGGUGCAUCAAUCUCUUCCACUGUCUGAUGGAGAUGAAAACCCAUUCAGUUCAGCAGGAAAUCGACAAAUACUUGAGGUCAGAGAAAAGAUCCAAAAACCUGCCACCUACGUACUGCUCAGCGCUGGCCUACAUGCUGCAGAUAUCAGAGGAGGUUCUGGAGGUGUUUGACCUGAAGAAAUACAAGACCUCACAGGAGGGUCGUAGGAGACUGCUUCCAGCUGUGAGAGUCUGCAGAAAGGCUCUACUUGCUGGCUGUCAACUCAUAGAAGCAUCGUGUGAACUGUUGUUCUCAGCUCUCAGCUCAAACCCCUCAAACCUGAGAGAGCUGGACAUGAGUAACAAUGACCUGAAGGAUUCAGGAGUGAAGCUACUCUCUGCUGGACUGGGGAAUCCCCACUGUAAACUGGAGACUCUGAAGCUAUCAGGCUGUGGAGUUACAGAAGAAGGCUAUGCUGCCCUGGUCUCAGCUCUGAGGUCAAACCCCAACCACCUGAGAGAGCUGGACCUGAGUGACAAUCACCUAGGAGACUCAAUAGUGCAACAUGUCUCUCCUGGAUUAGAAGAUUCAAUCUGGAGGCUGGAGAUCCUAAGACUCCCUGGCUGUAAACUCACAGAAGCAUCUUGUGAAGUGUUGGCCUCAGCUCUCAGUUCCUCCUCACACCUGAGAGAGCUGGAUCUGAGUAACAAUGACCUGCUGGAUUCAGGAGUGAAGCUGCUCUCUGCUGGACUGGGGAAUUCACAGUGUCAACUGGAGAUUCUGAGACUCCCUGGCUGUAAACUCACAGAAGCAUCUUGUGAAGUGUUGGCCUCAGCUCUCAGUUCCUCUUCACACCUGAGAGAGCUGGAUCUGAGUAACAAUGACCUGCUGGAUUCAGGAGUGAAGCUGCUCUCUGCUGGACUGGGGAAUUCACAGUGUCAACUGGAGAUUCUGAGGUUGGCAUUCUGUGAAGUCACCGAGGAAGGCUGUGCUUCUCUGGCCUCAGCUCUGAAGUCAAACCCCUCACACCUGAGAGAGCUGGAUCUGAGUUACAAUCACCCAGGAGACUCAGGACUCAGACUGCUCUCUGCUGGACUGGAGGAUCCACACUGCAGACUGGAGAAACUCAAUGUGGAACAUGGCGGACAGUACACAAUAAAACACGAGCUUAGAAAAUAUGGCUGUGUGCUCACACUGGACCCGAACACAGCAAACAGAAACCUCUAUCUGUCUGAGGAGAACAGAAAGAUGACGUGGAGGACAGAGGAGCAGCCGUAUCCUGAUCACCCAGAGAGAUUUCAGGAUUUCGACCAGGUGCUGUGUAGAGAGGGUCUGUCUGGGCUCUGCUACUGGGAGGUAGAGUGGAGUGGGAGAGGGGCUCAUAUCGGCGUGACAUAUAGAGGGAUCAAUAGGUCAGGAAGGGGUGAUGACAGUGGGCUUGGACCUAGUGACAAAACCUGGUGUCUGGUCUGUUGUGAUGACCAUUACUCUGCCUGGAUCCAUAAUAAGCUCACUACCAUACCUUCCCCCUCCUCCCCCCCGUCCAACAGAGUAGCACUGUAUCUGGACUGGCCAGCCGGCACUAUGUCUUUCUACAAGGUCUGUUCUGAUACACUGACUCACCUGUACACAUUCCACACCACAUUUACCGAGCCCCUCUACCCAGGGCUUUUUGUUUGGUGUCACUCCUCAGUGUCCCUGUGUCAGGUGGUGGCCCCUGUGUCAAACACACAACGUGAUGUUUCACUCUAAUCAUGGUCCUGUUCAGUAGUAGGAGACGCCGUGUCGCGUCGUGUACCACACCACCCGGGCCUUAUUGCUUAAUUAUAAAACGGCUCCCUGGGAAAUGUGCAAUUUGACUGGUUUAAAUGGUGUGUCAAGCCAUUGAUAAGUCCCCUAUUCCCACACAUCACUUAGAUGUAGUAUCAUAAUAUAGAUAGUUAGUAUUGAUUCUAGAUGGUAAUAUUGGCCAUUCAAUCCUGUCUUGACCAUAUUACCACAAACCCCCAUGAGGUGCCUUUAGUAACUGGUUUUAUAAUAGUAAUAAUGUAAUUAGAGCAGUAAAAAUACAUGUUUUGACAUACCCGUGGUAUACGGUCUGAUAUAGCACGGCUGUCAGCCAAUCAGCAUUCAGGGCUCCCAACCACCCAGUUUAUUACCUUUUUUAUGAUAAAGUUCUGCUUCCGUGUGAACUAACUUACACAGAAUGGAAAUGACAUGUCACAGAUUUGACCUGUGUGAAAUGAAGACGAUGGAAUAAGAGUUUGAAUUGUUUUAAAUGGUAUUUCAAUAAAUACAAUAAAGUUUG
This is a messenger RNA of Salvelinus fontinalis (brook trout), 4909 nucleotides long. Its product is annotated as NLR family CARD domain-containing protein 3-like. Lineage: Eukaryota; Metazoa; Chordata; Actinopteri; Salmoniformes; Salmonidae. The transcript is spliced from 11 exons. The coding region runs from base 880 to 4353 and encodes 1157 amino acids. The record is from RefSeq and is a predicted model, not a curated record. Gene Ontology annotation, molecular function: protein binding.